AAAAAUAAAAACAUAAACGAUUAGAGCUGUAAACAAACCGGCAAGGAAGCAGCAUGGUUGAUAUUCGUGUUGUUGGAGCAAGAGAUCGUCAGAAACAAGAGUUCACAGAGGAAAUAUCGAACCUUGUGUGUCCAGGCGAUGUCAUCACUACAGACACUGGUUUCAUGCGUGGUCAUGGAACAUAUAUGGAAGAUGAGAAACUGUAUGCCUCAGUUGCUGGUGUUGUUGAAAGAGUCAACAAAUUAAUUUGUGUAAAACCUCUUAAAACAAGAUAUAAUGGUGAAGUUGGAGAUGUUGUGAUUGGGAGGAUUAUAGAAGUGGGACAAAAGAAAUGGAAAGUAGAUACCAGAUCAAAGUUGGAUUCCAUAUUAAUGUUGUCAUCAGUUAAUCUGCCAGGUGGAGAACUUAGGAGAAGAUCAGAGGAAGAUGAGAAGAUGAUGAGAAAUUAUCUUAAAGAAGGAGACCUCAUAAGUGCAGAAGUGCAAUCUGUAUUUUCUGAUGGUGCCUUAUCUUUACACACUAGAAGUUUAAAGUAUGGAAAGCUGGCUCAAGGGACUAUUAUACAAGUAUCUCCAUCCUUAAUCAAACGAAGGAAAACCCAUUUUCACACAUUACCAUGUGGUGCUACAAUAAUUCUGGGGAACAAUGGCUCUGUCUGGAUAUCAGCCACAAUGAACGAAGAGACCGAGCAAACAGGAGGUUAUGAACAAGAUUUAGAGCCAGUUUCUAAAGGAGACCGCGAAGUGAUAGCAAGGUUGAGGAACUGUGUUAUAGCUCUCUCUGAACAUCAGAUGAUGUUAUAUGAUACAAGUGUGUUGUAUUCUUAUGAAGAAUCCCUCAGAUUUAAUGUAAAAGACAUUUUGAAACCAGAAAUAAUGACAGAAAUUAUAGAGAAUACGCAACCAAGACUAGAAAGCUUAGGGACUUGACAAAUAAAAUAUUUUGAAACAA
This is a messenger RNA of Mytilus trossulus (common blue mussel), 951 nucleotides long. Its product is annotated as exosome complex component RRP4-like. The coding region runs from base 54 to 929 and encodes 291 amino acids. The record is from RefSeq and is a predicted model, not a curated record. Gene Ontology annotation, cellular component: nuclear exosome (RNase complex); cytoplasmic exosome (RNase complex). Gene Ontology annotation, biological process: exonucleolytic trimming to generate mature 3'-end of 5.8S rRNA from tricistronic rRNA transcript (SSU-rRNA, 5.8S rRNA, LSU-rRNA); TRAMP-dependent tRNA surveillance pathway; CUT catabolic process. The transcript has 8 exons. NCBI's taxonomy places the organism in Eukaryota, Metazoa, Mollusca, Bivalvia, Mytilida, Mytilidae. Gene Ontology annotation, molecular function: RNA binding.